This is a messenger RNA of Drosophila persimilis, 1690 nucleotides long. Its product is annotated as transformer-2 sex-determining protein. Lineage: Eukaryota; Metazoa; Arthropoda; Insecta; Diptera; Drosophilidae. Gene Ontology annotation, biological process: positive regulation of mRNA splicing, via spliceosome. Bases 36 to 893 code for a protein of 285 amino acids. Gene Ontology annotation, cellular component: spliceosomal complex. The record is from RefSeq and is a predicted model, not a curated record. The transcript has 8 exons. Gene Ontology annotation, molecular function: RNA binding.
CACUUAAAUAUAAAUCGUAGAAUAAACAUUUUAAGAUGCGCUCGCGUUCUCCCAAGGAUGGAAGUCAUUCGCAUCGCAACCAUGCCAGGAACUACAAACACAAGCGUUCCGGAUCGUCGUCAUCGUCUGGCUCCUCAUCGUCUGCCUCGUCCAGACACGAAAAUAGCCCAUCCCUCAGGUCUCAUUUGGAAUACUAUGGGAGCAACCGCAGCUCGGGCUCACGUCGCCGUUCGCGCUCGCGUUCUUACUCGCAAUCCCGCUCCAUAUCGCCUUCAGGAGCACGCAACCGCUCUAGGCGCCAGUCACAGGACCGUCAGAUUGGAGGAUCCUCGGAACGUCCCAAGACAAACCGCUGCAUUGGCGUCUUCGGCUUGAGUACCAAUACUUCCCAGGAGAAGGUGCGCGACCUUUUCAGCAAAUACGGCCCCAUUGAGCGCAUUCAAAUGAUUAUCGAUGCCCAGACCCAUCGCUCGCGUGGUUUCUGCUUUAUUUAUUUUCAAAAUGUCGCCGACGCCCGUGUCGCUAAGGAUUCCUGCUGCGGCAUGGAGAUUGACAACCGUCGCAUACGCGUUGACUUUUCAAUAACCCAACGUCCCCACACUCCUACUCCUGGAAUCUACAUGGGACGUUCGUCUCGCAACCAGUAUGGUCGCUCCGGCUCACCGUGUGGUUCUCGAUAUCGCGACUACGGUUCUUCAACAACUAAGGAUUCUCGCAGUCGCUAUCGUGACUACCGCAACGAACGCAGCGACCGCGAAUACCGCAAUGAACGUGCAAACCGCAAUUAUCCGAAGGAGUCUAGUCGCAGUCGUUAUGUACGCAGUCGCAGCGUUUCACGUUCUCGUUCGCGUUCGCCGGUGCGCAAGUACCGCACCUCAUCGCGUUAUGAGUAAUUCCUGUACAAAACGCGCCAAUUGCCAAAACCAUGCUCAUCGUCAAGGCCCAUCUGUAUUGUUUUUAUUUUGUGGGCCUUAGCAAACAAGACGAGCACACUUGACUGAAUUUUAACAAAACACUGGCAAAAUAAUCGCAUCUUAUGGCUUUGGGGAGCAAUUGACAAAUUUAUAACUCAUACAUCGUCUAAACUUUUAAUCUGUUGACUUCGUUGUUGCUGUUGAAAAACGUAGUUUGUAAAAAUCGAGAAUUAACACGAUUACAUAAUAGAAAUCUGGCACCAAAAGCGGGCUAUAGGUGCCACACACUCAUUGUGAUAUGUAGCUUAAGCAGCAGCAACAGCCUGAUAAUAAUAAUAAAACUAACACACUAACAAUCAUCCAUAUUAGAAUUAACUUUUAUCGUUACCAUUCUAAGUGUGCAAUUACAAAAUAUUCGCUUAUUUUAAGGAAUUGCCUCUUUGUGAAGGUAUAAGCUACUGUUCUCUUAAUUUUAACGCUUUUAUUCUGUUCGUUCGUCCCUUUAAGCACUCGCUGCCCUAUUUUAAGGCUUUAUGCGAUUAUAAUUUUGUAAAUAAUUAGCCACUACUGAAGGUCUGAUAGUUGGAUUAACCAACCAAUAAUGUUAUCCAUACUUUGCCCACAAGUACUCGCUGGCCGAUGUCGAGGGCACCGCAUGCUAACUAACUCACUAACCAUUAGCUUGUGUCUUGCAAGUGACUGCGAGUGUAUAUUAUACAUAUAGAUGUAAAUAUUUGUAUUUGAAUGCAAACAAAUUAAAUAAAUAAGGAUUUCAA